AUGGCACCCCGCGUUGCAGUCAUUGGGGCCGGCCCCCUUGGACUGAUGGCUGUGAAGAACAUGAAGGAAGAUGGACUGGAUGUUACGUGUUUUGACGCGAGGUCAUGGAUUGGAGGUAUAUGGAAUUAUUCUGAGGAUGAGAGUCUCUCUGUGGCUGCAAACACAAUAUUCAAUAGCAGCAAAUACAGGAGCGCGGUAUCAGACUACCCCUUUCCCGGCGGCACGGAUGAUUUCCCGACAUGGCGUCAGAUGUGGGAAUAUCUGCAGGGCUACGCGGACCAUUUCCAGCUGCGGCCGCACAUCCAACUCAACACACGUGUGACGGCCAUUACACGCGACGGCGACACAUGGGCGGUUGAGGUCCUGGUCAAGGAUGGAUCUCCUCGUCGCGAGUAUUUUGACAAGGUCGCCAUCGCAAAUGGGUCAUUCACGGCACCUAAAUGGCCUAAGCUCCCAGGCAUCGAACAAUUCAAGGGAAGGACUCUGCACGCGAUCAACUUCCACCGGCCCGAGACUUUCAAGGACCAACGGGUAUUGCUUAUUGGUCUCCAUGCUACCGCACAAGACGUCGCUUCGAGUCUUUUGGGACAUGCUGCACAGUUGUAUGUAAGCCACAGGAAUGGUGUUACCUUGCUCCCACGGUAUGACCCCAAAGGCGCUGUGUUCGACGCAGCUUUGACUCUCCACCUCACAAAAUUCAUGUUGUUUGCGACGACGUGGUUUCCCAAUGUACUGAACUGGCUGCUGGACAAGUUCAUGAUUGCCGCAUCCAAAGCAGCGUUCCCCAAAGUGUCAAAGUCAUGGAACUUCUUCCCAGCUCCAUCCAUCGCCACAACAGCGCCUUUGAUCGCGGACGAGAUCUACCCUCUACUAGAGUCGGGGUUUUGCGAGCCAGUGACUACGGUGGCCAAGAUCACGGGCCCGAGGACGGUCGAGUUGAAGGACGGCCGCGUCUUGGAAGACAUAGAUGCUAUUAUCUACACCACAGGCUACGACCUCUCAACGCCGUUCCUCGACAAGGAACACAGUCCCCACGUCACACCAGGCAGCCCGCCUUACUUGUAUCGCGGCACGUUCUCGCUCCACGAAGACCCCAAGGUCCGAAACUCGAUUGUAUUCCUUGGCUACGCCGCGAUCUUCUUCCCUGGUUUCGUCCAGCAUGAGCUCAUCAUCAUGGCAACCUCGCAAAUAUGGUGCGGCAAGUCUAGCCUGCCUCCACUGAGUGACAUGAAAACCUGGUACCGUGGCUUCAUGGUGUGGCGCCAGAACCUUCUUAAUCGUCAGAAAAGUGAGGCCACAUUUUACACGGUCGCCCAACCACUCACAGACCACAUGCGAUGGCUCGAGGAGACUGCCGGCACGGAAGUGUUCGACCAUUUUGGAUGGUUCAGCCGCAAGGCUUGGUCCUUCUGGUGGAAUGACCGGAAGUUGUACAAUCUAUGUGCCAAUGGUCUGUUCACCCCGACUAUCUGGCGACUGUUUGAGACCGGAAAAAGAAAGGCCUGGCCAAAGGCCAAAGAGCAGAUUAUUCGUGAUAACGAGGCAGCCCAGGCGCAGGUUCGAGCUAGAUCUGAGAUGCUGAAGCAUGCGGAAGACAAGAAGACCUUGUGA
Molecule: messenger RNA, 1611 nt
Organism: Diaporthe citri
Lineage: Eukaryota; Fungi; Ascomycota; Sordariomycetes; Diaporthales; Diaporthaceae
Exons: 4
Coding region: 1-1611 (536 amino acids)
Molecular function (GO): NADP binding; N,N-dimethylaniline monooxygenase activity; flavin adenine dinucleotide binding
Source: RefSeq, a predicted model, not a curated record